GGGCAACCGCGGGGACGACGCGGCGCCGCUUCCGGCGGCGCCGAGGCGUGCGCGGGUCAGAGGUCGUGCGCCGGUAGGCCCCGCCUCUGCGCGGGCUCGUCGGGCUUCCGAGCGGCGGGCGGUGAGGGUCCCAGGAAACCAGUGACCAUGGUUCUCAGUAGUUUGGAUAAGACGAUCCAGCUCCAGAAAAACACCGCUAACAUCAGGAAUAUCUGUGUUUUGGCUCAUGUUGACCAUGGGAAAACUACUCUGGCUGACUGUCUUAUAUCUAGCAAUGGAAUCAUCUCCAGCCGCCUGGCAGGAAAGCUGAGGUACAUGGACAGCAGAGAAGAUGAGCAGAUACGAGGGAUCACUAUGAAGUCUAGUGCCAUUUCCCUGCACUAUACCAAUGGUAGCGAGGAGUACCUGGUCAAUCUGAUAGACUCUCCGGGACAUGUGGAUUUCUCCUCGGAAGUGUCCACGGCUGUUCGCAUUUGUGACGGCUGCAUCAUCGUGGUGGACGCCGUGGAAGGGGUCUGUCCACAGACACAGGCAGUUCUGCGGCAGGCCUGGCUCGAAAACAUCCGUCCAGUUUUAGUGAUUAAUAAGAUAGAUCGCUUGAUAGUGGAACUGAAAUUCACCCCACAGGAAGCCUAUUCUCACCUCAAGAAUAUUUUGGAACAGAUUAACGCACUCACAGGAACUCUUUUUACUUCUAAAGUCCUAGAAGAAAGAGCAGAGAGGGAGACUGAAUCCCAGGUGAAUCCAAAUGCCGAGCAGGGAGAGCAAGUGUACGACUGGAGUGCUGGCCUAGAGGGCACGGACGAUUCUCACCUCUACUUCUCUCCAGAUCAGGGAAAUGUGGUGUUUACGAGUGCCAUAGACGGCUGGGGCUUUGGAAUUGAGCAUUUUGCCAAAAUCUACAGUCAAAAAAUUGGCAUCAGAAAGGAACUUCUUUUGAAAACCUUGUGGGGAGAUUAUUAUAUAAAUAUGAAGGCCAAGAAGAUUAUGAAGGCCGACCAGGCAAAAGGAAAGAAACCAUUAUUUGUACAGUUGAUCCUGGAAAAUAUAUGGAGUUUGUAUGAUGCUGUCUUGAAAAAGGACAAAGACAAAAUCGAUAAAAUAGUGACUUCUUUAGGGUUAAAAAUUGGAGCCCGAGAGGCACGUCAUUCAGACCCUAAAGUUCAGAUCAAUGCCAUUUGCAGUCAGUGGCUCCCCAUUUCCCAUGCUGUCCUUGCUAUGGUGUGUCAGAAGCUUCCCAGUCCCCUCGAUGUCACAGCCGAGCGAGUGGAGAGACUGAUGUGCGCAGGGUCACGGGCGUUUGACUCUCUCCCACCAGAAACGCAGGCGCUGAAAGCAGCUUUUAUGAAAUGUGGAAGUGAAGAUACUGCUCCUGUUAUUAUCUUUGUUUCCAAAAUGUUUGCCGUGGACGCUAAGGCUUUGCCUCAGAACAAGCCAAGACCUCUCACUCAAGAAGAAAUUGCUCAGAGGUGUGAGCGUGCAAGACAGAGGCACGCGGAGAAGCUCGCAGCCAUGCAGGGGCAGGCACCCUUGGAGCCCACCCAGGACGGGAGGGCCCUUGAAGCAAGUCCCACGGGAGAAGAGCCGGAAGGUGAUGAGCAUCAGGGGGGCAGUGUGGCCCCUAAACCUGUACCCCAGGAGGAAACCAACCAAGAGUCUUUCAUCGCAUUUGCUCGAGUGUUCAGUGGCGUGGCUCGAAGAGGGAAGAAAAUUUUUGUCUUGGGGCCCAAAUACAGUCCUGUUGAGUUUCUGCAGCGGGUGCCAUCAGGCUUCUCAGCCCCACCGGACGACCUCCCCCCAGUGCCCCACAUGGCCUGCUGUCCUCUGGAGAGCCUGUACCUUCUCAUGGGAAGGGAGCUGGAAGACCUAGAGGAAGUGCCCCCCGGGAACGUGCUGGGAAUAGGGGGCCUUCAAGACUUUGUGCUGAAGUCUGCGACGCUGUGCAGUUUGCCGUCCUGCCCGCCAUUCAUACCACUCAACUUUGAAGCCACUCCGAUAGUGAGGGUCGCUGUGGAACCAAAACACCCAAGUGAAAUGCCUCAGCUUGUUAAAGGAAUGAAGCUGUUAAACCAAGCUGACCCCUGUGUCCAGAUUCUAAUCCAGGAGACUGGAGAGCACGUCUUAGUCACGGCGGGGGAAGUCCACCUUCAGCGAUGCCUGGACGACUUGAAAGAAAGGUUUGCUAAGAUGGAAAUCAGUGUUUCUGAACCCAUUAUUCCAUUCAGAGAAACAAUCACAAAACCCCCGAAAGUUGACAUGGUCAAUGAAGAAAUAGGCAGACAACAAAAAGUUGCUGUUAUACACCAAACAAAAGAAGAUCAAAGCAAAAUUCCCGAAGGGGUCCAAGUUGACUCUGACGGGCUCAUCACCAUGACAACUCCCAAUAAACUCGCCACGCUCAGCGUCCGAGCUGUGCCCCUUCCUGAAGAAGUCACUCAGCUUCUGGAAGAAAAUAGUGAUUUGAUUCGGGCUAUGGAGCAGUUCACAUCCUCCUUGAAUGAGGGCAAAAAUACUCGGAUGUUUCACCAGAAGAUGCAAGAGAAAAUUGGGGAAUUCAAAGGAAAACUAGAACAACACCUCACAGGGAGAAAAUGGAGGAACACUGUGGACCAAAUCUGGUCAUUUGGCCCAAGAAAAUGUGGGCCGAACAUACUAGUGAAUAAAAGUGAGGAUUCUCAGAACUCCGUGUGGACAGGCCUAACCAGCAAAGCUUCAGCAGAAGCCAGUAGGUACCGGGACUUGGGCAAUAGCGUGGUGAGCGGCUUCCAGCUCGCAGCCCUCGCCGGCCCUAUGUGUGAGGAGCCCCUCAUGGGUGUCUGCUUCGUUCUGGAGAAGUGGGACCUAAGUAAACUGGAGGAACAAGGAGCAAGUGAGGAACGGCAUCAAGAGCAAAGUGAUCUGGUGAAAGAGGGCCAGGAGGACGCUGACGCCUGUUCUGGUAGAGCUGAAAUCCAGGAGCUACAAGAUGGCCGCUCUGAGCCCGGGGAGAGGAGGGCUCCCCAGAAGGGAGAAGCUGCCCUCGCCGACUGCUACGGCCCCUUGUCGGGGCAGCUGAUCGCCACCAUGAAGGAAGCGUGUCGCCACGCACUGCAGGUGAAGCCUCAGCGUCUCAUGGCAGCUAUGUACACAUGUGACAUCAUGGCCACCAGCGACGUUCUCGGCCGGGUCUACGCUGUGCUGUCCAAGAGGGAAGGCCGGGUGCUGCAGGAAGAGAUGAAGGAGGGCACGGACAUGUUCAUCAUCAGGGCCGUGCUGCCGGUCGCCGAGAGCUUCGGCUUCGCCGACGAGAUCAGGAAGCGGACCAGCGGCCUGGCCAGCCCGCAGCUGGUGUUCAGCCACUGGGAGAUCAUCCCCAGCGACCCCUUCUGGGUGCCGACCACCGAGGAGGAAUACUUGCACUUUGGGGAAAAGGCUGACUCCGAGAGCCAGGCCCGGAAGUACAUGAAUGCCGUGCGAAAGCGGAAGGGCCUCCAUGUGGAAGAGAAGAUCGUGGAGCACGCAGAGAAGCAGAGAACCCUCAGCAAAAAUAAGUGACUGCUGCUGGCGGAUCCUGUCCUAGUAAUAAAAGGCCAAGUGCCACCCAGGGUCUCAUACCAGGGGAAUUUCUUCAUGCUGCCCUGUCUUUGUGCACUCACCUUCCAUAGCGUUGGUCCAUAUAAGCAUUUUAAAAGAGGGUGUUAGCAUGUUUCCAAAGUGUUCUUUAACUAUAAAUACUGUAGUCACCAACUUACUACUACUCUGUGUGUGUCCUGUGGACAGUUGGAUGUGUGCUGUGGUGAUGGCCACCUGGCUGGUGCUGGGCACAGUGUGCGGACCACACAGCAGGCAGCAUCCUCCGCCUGUCCCCACGGCAUCACACUUGAUCACACGCUCCACGUAUUUAUGUCUCACAUUUAAUCAUUGAAUGACCACAUUUGGAACCAUUUGGAGAGACCACACACUCCAGAGAGCACCUUGUAGUCAGUCAUGUCACAGCUGACCCAUCUUGGAGUUCGUCUAGUAAUGUCUGGUUGUCAGCCUUUAACUCGUUUUUAUGGCUCUCGUACAUGGCAUCAUUCACAGUGAAUAAGUGUUCAUGAAAGUCACAUCCUAUACCUUUCUCUUUGAAAAACAGAGGAGGUCAAUUUCUUGGCUGUUUCCCCUUUCCCUUACUAAGGGAGGAUAUUAGCUAAUGGGAUGAGGUCAUGGCCUUACUGUAAACAGAUUUCCUAAAUCUCAGUUGCCUCAUUCAGGGAAAUCCCCAUAUAAGGAACAGAUUCAGUUCAGUCAGAAAUAGGUUUUGUAAUUUUUGAUGUUACGCUACUGACUUUUAUAGCCACUUAAAAGAAGGAUUCGUUUUCAAAACACAUAAAAUUCUCAGACCUGGCUUUGUUUUUGGAAUGCUUUUAAUGGUUUCUCAAUAAACUAGGUCAUUCUUCAUACUA
Manis pentadactyla (Chinese pangolin) is the source of this 4424-nucleotide messenger RNA. It is a transcript of the gene EFL1, whose product is annotated as elongation factor like GTPase 1. The transcript is spliced from 20 exons. Gene Ontology annotation, cellular component: ribonucleoprotein complex; cytosol. Gene Ontology annotation, biological process: cytosolic ribosome assembly. NCBI's taxonomy places the organism in Eukaryota, Metazoa, Chordata, Mammalia, Pholidota, Manidae. Bases 148 to 3534 code for a protein of 1128 amino acids. The record is from RefSeq and is a predicted model, not a curated record. Gene Ontology annotation, molecular function: GTPase activity; ribosome binding; GTP binding.